AACACAGUUGAGCUACAGCUAAACAGACGGUUAUUUUUUUUUUAUCAAAAUAUGACGAUUUUAAAGAAUAUUCAGUACAGAAUUCUCUUGCCGUGGCUGAUAUUAAUAGGUAGAGAGGUUCUCGCUGAACGCCCAACCAUUAGAAUGGCUGUUACAGCUACUUUCCGUAGGAACUCUUGUCCGGAGCCAUCAGAUGAUCUGGAACCUUCGUUUCAUACAAUGAUGAAAGGGGCUAAGUUGGACACGGUCGCAAACUGUACCAAACAUAACUGCAGCUACACGUACAUGUAUGUCAUUGCAGCUUGUGAUGGAGGGCAAAAUGGAGAUGGGCGAAGAAAAAGAAAUAUUAAAAUUAUAAUAAAGAAUGCGAAACAAAGACGGAGAUAUUUGAUAGGAAAGAAAUACUUGCCUUCAACCCUACAUUACAGAGAAAAAGGAGAGACUUCCCACAAAGGUAUCAACAUCGGGCAUUAUUUGUUUCCUAAGUGGACAUCUGGAAACCUACCUAAAAUAUUAAGAAGACGGAGAACUAGUUGCAGUUGUCUUAUUGGUGUACACUUUACUCUAAAUGUGCAACUCAUCGAAGGAAAUUACAGUGACGCUGUCACUGCAGCUAAAUCAACUCUCGAGUCCACAAAGCAAAAUUUGUCAGUUGCAUUCCAUGAUGGUGUGUUAAAAUUCAUAUAUGGUGCACAUGCAUCCCCACUGUCGCUGGCAGAUUUCUCCGUCGUAAGUCCGUCAAAUUCAACCUGUCCGAAUGGAUCCGUCAUCAACGUGACCUCAGUCACAUGCGAUUUCUGUCCAGAAGGUAGUUUCCAUAAUCUGACCAAUUCAAGGUGCCAACCCUGUGCCAUUGGUCAGUAUCAGCCGGAAAAAGGCCAGUUGCAGUGCGUCCAGUGUCCACCGUGGAAGUCCACUUUUACCGAAGGAACCACAGACGUUGACGGGUGCCACUGUAAGUUCUACUCUAAAUAUCGGUAA
Lingula anatina is the source of this 981-nucleotide messenger RNA. RefSeq lists its product as uncharacterized. Gene Ontology annotation, cellular component: cell surface. Gene Ontology annotation, biological process: signal transduction. The record is from RefSeq and is a predicted model, not a curated record. NCBI's taxonomy places the organism in Eukaryota, Metazoa, Brachiopoda, Lingulata, Lingulida, Lingulidae.